AUGGACGCAGGGAUUCCUCCAAAGGCGCUGUCUCACCGGUUCACUCUGGAGCUUGAAUUCGUGCUAUGCCUGUCAAAUCCCCUCUACCUCCAAUACCUGGCUUUGAAUUUUCCUCACCUCUUGAACAAGCCAGCGACGUCACAGAAUACGACUGAGGCCGACGAUUCGGACGCGGCUCGAUUUGCGAGAUACCUCAAGUAUCUUUACAACUAUUGGCGCACCCCAGAGUAUGCCAAGUAUCUCACUCAUCCAGGAGCUACCCUUCGGAAUCUCGAAUUGCUCCAGCAAGAGCAGUUUCGGAAGGACAUCAUUCGUCCGGAUGUCGUUACCAAACUCUUCGAGACAGAUGUUGCACGGCACGACACACCGGACGUGACCGGCGGAAGAGAUUCGCCCCCGCUUCAAGUCUCCGGAAAUGCUGGACAGUAG
Messenger RNA from Fonsecaea erecta, 429 nucleotides. RefSeq lists its product as hypothetical. Gene Ontology annotation, biological process: regulation of transcription by RNA polymerase II. The transcript has a single exon. Gene Ontology annotation, molecular function: transcription coregulator activity. The record is from RefSeq and is a predicted model, not a curated record. Lineage: Eukaryota; Fungi; Ascomycota; Eurotiomycetes; Chaetothyriales; Herpotrichiellaceae. Gene Ontology annotation, cellular component: core mediator complex; mediator complex. The coding region runs from base 1 to 429 and encodes 142 amino acids.